This is a messenger RNA of Copidosoma floridanum, 756 nucleotides long. RefSeq names its product venom allergen 5. The record is from RefSeq and is a predicted model, not a curated record. Lineage: Eukaryota; Metazoa; Arthropoda; Insecta; Hymenoptera; Encyrtidae.
AUGAAACUCAAGGGGUCAGCCGAGUGUGAGCAAAGAAAGAAGGAGAGCCGAAAGACAAGGACACCGGUCAUCGUGCUCGUGGCCGUGGUGCUGAUCGCUGCUAUGGCGCCGUGCUGUCUGGCAUGUCGCGGAAAGAACCUGAUGCGAACGGGAGUAUCAUGCCAGGACAGAAGGACAAUCCUCGAUGAGCACAAUCGCCUUCGGCAACUCGUCGCUUUGGGUCAAAUUCGGGGACAACCGUCCGCGAAGAUGAUGAUGGAGAUGGUCUGGGACGACGAGUUGGCUGCGAGAGCGCAACAGUGGGCCUCCAUCUGUGCCGAGGACCACGACCAUUCCCGUAAUGUCAGACGAUUCCAAGUGGGCCAAAAUUUAGCUCGUACCUGGACGACCCGUACACCGGCCAACUAUUAUGACACCGAGCCGGAGUGGAGGGUUAAGAUCCAGGACUGGUUCAACGAGGUGCAGUACUACAGGGCAGGCUUCAGUCCCAUUACUGCUCAUUACACGCAGGUUGUCUGGGGUGAUACGUUCUUGGUUGGGUGUGGCUACUCGUACUACUACGAUCCCCGAAAUGGUUACACGAAGAAUUACGUUUGCAAUUACGGACCGAGUGGUAACAUCCUCGGUAACGAGCCCUACUCGUUCGGCUGGCCAGAAUGCAACCAAUACGGUGUCAGCUACUCCAACAAGUAUUCCGGCUUGUGCGAAUCGCGAAACUCGUACUAUCCUCUUGGUUAUUAUUGUUCUUACGGCUAA